AUUCAGUGAUUCGAAGCGUUUGAAUCAAAACAGUGAAAACACAAACACGUGUGUAAUGACAACUCUUACAAACCAGUAUUUAACAAGUGCAUUAAUGAAAAUGUAAAAUAAUAAAUGUGAUCUGCAAAUACCAGCAGUAUAAAUCAUAAAUACCUAAACUUUCCAGAGUAAAACUCUUGCUGAAGCAACUGAGAUCCACUUUUAUAAAGAUGGCGUUCAUUAAAGAGGAGAUUGAAGACGUGAAGAUCGAAGACAUGAAGAUUGAAGAAGUAUUUAGUCUGAAACAAGAAACUGAGGAACAAACAGAUCUGAUGCCACUGAAAGAGGAGAGUCAAGAUCUCAAUGAUAUGGAAGAAAAAGAUCAAUAUGAGAAACCUGAUCAGUUCAUGACUGGAGAAGAACAUUUUAGCGAUUCAAAGAUUGAAAAGACAUCCUCACAAAACAAAGGAACUAGAAACAUUAAAACCCACAUGAAAGUUCAAACUGGAAAGAGCUCCUUCACUUGCCAAGAGUGUGGAAGAAGUUUCAGUCACAAAAAAACUCUUAACAGACACAUGAACAUUCACACCGGAGUGAAGCCUUUCGCCUGCCAACAGUGUGGAAAGGGAUUUUCUGAUAGAACAAACCUGAACGCCCACAUGAAUGUUCACACUGGAGAGAGACCUUUCACCUGCUCUCAGUGUGGAAAGAGUUUUACACAGAAAAAACACCUUAAUACCCACCUGAGUCUUCACACCGGACGGUGCCCGUACACCUGCAAACAGUGUGGGAAGAGUUUUUCACAAAAAGGAAAUCUUAAGAGUCACAUGAGAACUCACACUGGAGAAAAGCCAUUCGCAUGCGAUCAGUGUGGAAAGAGUUUCACACACACAAAAAACCUUAAAAUCCACAUGCAAUAUCAUACUAUCAGAUUUAAAGAAAACCCUAACCAUGACAUUAGGAAUCACUCAAGAGAGAAGGGUUUUAUAUGUCAUCAGUGUAGAAGGAGUUUCAAAGACAGUAAAUGCCUUAAGAAUCAUGUAAUGACUCACAUUGGAGAGAAGCCCUUCAUGUGCCAUCACUGUGGAAAGAACUGCGCAAACGAAGCGUACCUUGAGAAUCACGUAAGAUUUCACACUGGAGAGAAGCCGUUCACCUGCCCUCAGUGUGGAAAGAGUUUCCCCUACAAAGGAAACCUUAAGAUUCACAUAAGAGUUCACACUGGAGAGAAGCCUUACAAGUGUCUUCAGUGUGAGAAGAGUUUCAUGUAUCACUCAGGCCUGAGACGUCAUUUACAGUCUCAUUCUGGGGAGAAAUUGCAGUGUUCCUCAGUGUGACUACGGGUUUUAGAAACUGAGCCAGAUGCAUUCAUUCUGAAGGAUGUUGAUUCAGUUGUGAUCAGUGUAAUAUUUUUAUUUAUUUUUUUUUUUUUUGCUAUCACACUUAACAGACACAUUUGAAAAGACAAAAUGUGAAACCCUUUUUGUUUGUGUUCCUCAUGAAAGAGCAAAGCACAACAGAACCAUGUGAAAUUAAGGCUCUGUUCACACCACAACUAUAUGUGACCCUGGACCACAAAACCAGUCUAAAGUAUCAUGGGUAUAUUUGUAGCAAUAGCCAACAAUACAUUGUAUGGAUCAAAAUUAUAGAUUUUUCUUUUAUGCCAGAAAUCAUUAGGAUAAUAAGUAAAGAUCAUGUUUUAUGCAGAUUUUUUUUUAAUUUCCUACCAUAAAUAUAUCAGAACUUAAAUUUUGAUUAGUUACCUACAUUGUUAAACACUUAAUGUGGACAACUUUAAAAGUGUUUUUUUUUUUUUUGUUUGUUUGUUUUUUUGCACCAUCAAAAUUCUAGAUUUUCAAAUAGUUGUAUCUUAGCUAAAUCAUGUCCUAUCCUAACAAACCAUAUAUCAAUGAAAAGCUGAAUAAAUGAGAUGUAUAAACUUCAAUUUAGAAAAAAAUUACCCUUAUGACUGAUUUUGCAACUGGGUCACGACUGUGGGCUACAUCUGAUUGUCCACUUUUACGACCACUUCUUUUAUUUGCAUCCUUCACUUUAUACUUCAGAUAAUUUAUGUUACAAAUAAAAGAACAAGUUUAUAAUGAUGCCUACACUGUGUUAUUUGAUUUUUAAUGCUUAGGUAAACAUCUUGUCAGCAGAGCUGGGUAGUAAAUGAUUACAUGUAAUCUGGAUUACGUAAUUACAUACCAAAAAUUAAUUACUCAUAAUCAGACUACAGUUACUUUUUCAUUAUGUGAUUACAUAUUAUUCACACAAUAGCAAUAAGUUACUCAGCAUUUAUUGAUUCUUUGUAAUUCCUUUCUUUAUCUUACAAAAUUUCCUUUCUAAAAUACACACAGAAAGUCCAGUUUUGUAGACAUUCACACAUAGACUAUUGGCUACACAGCAUUUGACCAGUGGAUUUACAAAAAUAAUUUCAGAUUUAAGUGUUUCAAUAUUGCAUCAACUACUGAUGAACACAGUCAUUUUUAUUUGAAUUAUCACUCAGUGGGUCACUUAACCAUGUAUUAUUAUGCUUUA
Messenger RNA from Labeo rohita (rohu), 2517 nucleotides. RefSeq names its product gastrula zinc finger protein XlCGF8.2DB. Bases 210 to 1316 code for a protein of 368 amino acids. Gene Ontology annotation, cellular component: nucleus. Gene Ontology annotation, molecular function: DNA-binding transcription factor activity, RNA polymerase II-specific; RNA polymerase II cis-regulatory region sequence-specific DNA binding. NCBI's taxonomy places the organism in Eukaryota, Metazoa, Chordata, Actinopteri, Cypriniformes, Cyprinidae. Gene Ontology annotation, biological process: regulation of transcription by RNA polymerase II. The transcript is spliced from 3 exons. The record is from RefSeq and is a predicted model, not a curated record.